Molecule: messenger RNA, 1617 nt
Organism: Patella vulgata (common limpet)
Lineage: Eukaryota; Metazoa; Mollusca; Gastropoda; Patellidae
Product: dehydrogenase/reductase SDR family member 4
Exons: 9
Coding region: 290-1051 (253 amino acids)
Molecular function (GO): carbonyl reductase (NADPH) activity
Source: RefSeq, a predicted model, not a curated record
AAUAUAUUUCCUGAAAACGUGAAUAUCAGAGAAGAAGCCAAGAUUAUAUUGAAUCUGCUAUAAUAAUGCCAAUAAUAUGUAGGAAUGAACACUCCUUUGUUAAAAUUGAUAAAGCACAUGACAUAUUUCUGAAGGGGAAAUCUAAAUUGACGGAGCGCCACCGCCAGGUUCUGAUUAAGGAUAACUCUUUUCUUAACAUUUACAAAAUAAGUUGCCUGCUCUGAAACUUAAUCAAGUUAGGUUAAAGUCUAAUGCUUUUGGUCAAGGUUUGAUUUUGUUAAGUCACGAAAUGGCACGAAAACUUUUAGGAAAGGUAGCCAUUGUCACAGCAUCCACUGAUGGAAUUGGUUUUGCUAUAGCCAGACGAUUGGGACAAGAUGGUGCCAAGGUCAUGAUCAGCAGUCGCAAGCAAGAACAUGUUGACCAUGCCGUUCAGACCUUAAAAAAAGAACAUUUGGAAGUUGAAGGUGUUGUUUGUCAUGUUGGCAAAACAAGUGAUAGAACAAAUUUAGUUGAAAAGACUGUAGAGAGAUUUGGUGGUAUUGAUAUUCUGGUUUCCAAUGCUGCUGUCAAUCCUUAUUUUGGACCAAUGAUGAACAUAAAAGAAGACUCAUGGGAUAAGAUAUUUGAUAUAAAUGUAAAAGCUACUUUUCUACUGUGUCAAGAAACAGUUCCUCACAUUAUUAAAAGAGGGAGUGGGUCAAUUAUUUUAGUUAGUUCUAUAGCAGGUUAUGUACCUUUAUCGUUAUUAGGACCAUAUGGUGUUAGUAAAACAGCAUUGUUUGGAUUAGCUAAAGCUAUGGUACCAGAAUUAGCCCAAUCUAAAAUCCGAGUUAAUGUAUUGGCUCCCGGUAUAAUUAAAACCAAAUUUAGUGAAGCUUUAUGGAAGAAUGACGGUGCAUAUAAAAUGGCAUUACAGCAAAUUCCUUUAGGCAGAAUGGCAGAACCUGAGGAAUGUGCCGGUACUGUGUCCUUCUUAGCCUCAGAUGAUUCCUCGUAUAUUACAGGAGAAACUAUUUUAGUUACUGGUGGAAUGACAGCAAGAUUGUAGGACAUCACUCAUAAGCUCCAAAUAUAUGUUAGGAAAUUGAUAAUUUUAUGUAAACAAAUUUGAUAUCUAUAGAACACUAUGACAGUCAGUGUCAGAUCAAGUAUAUCCAGACUGGGAAUAACACAAUCUAAUCAAAAUACAAAUCUAUAUUUCGUUUCGUUUUUUUAUUUCGAUGGCCUACACUACAUGAAGAUCUGAUGAGUUGUACUGGGAGGUCGUGUCAGGGGUCGUAGGAGUGGCUUUUGACUAUUAUGUCAUACAUUGAUUAAUCAAUCAGCGUUGAGGUUUCUAAUGGUUUACCCACAUUUCCGUGCUUGGUGUUUAUAUUUUCAACCAAAACGCCCGUAAUAUAACAACUCUUCCAGAUCCUAGUGUAGUGAAGACAAGUAAAACGAAAUUUUGAACUAUAAAAAACGAAAUAGGAUCUGUGUUUUAAUCAAAUUGUGAAUACUAUUGUUUUGAAUAUAGACUGAUAUCACUUGUGAUUUCCAAACAAUCUGUAUUGUUUUCAUUUGAAUGAAAUAUUAAUGAUGAUUUUUUUUUAUAUUAAUAUAAUUGAGAUCGUA